UUCGUGUAACUUGUUUCGCUAUAAGAGUCCUGCAAUUGUUGCUUCCUUCUUCAGUGUCCUUUUGGCUUUUUGAGGCGUCACAUAGCUCCAAAGUUGAAGUGCAACAUAGUCUCAGAAAAUUUCCGUUAAAAAUAGUUCGCGUGAGAAAAGCUGGAACGUCGUUGUUUUCACUCAGUUUGCUUUAAGGACAUUCAAUUAGUGCUUCCCUUAAUUGCUCCUCUGCUGACAUACGAACAAUUCUACAGAAUAAUUAUUUUCUUACAAGUGCUGUGCUGUGUACUGCUUAUUCCGCUAUCACUGGGCAAAUAAACGGGUUGUAAAAUAAUUUGUUUGUGACAGAAAGGACAAUAAAAGGACAGCAAAGAUGGGAAGAGGUGGUGAUUUGUGCCGAAGAAAAUUAUUCCUGAAAGCCUGGAUCUUCCUGUGCAUGCUCCUGAAUGCAGUUACUCCACAAUCGGCAGAAGGCGGUCUCACACAAUGCGAAAUUGAAACCAUCAUUCGAGAAUUAACCAACCCAAAUCCGGAAUAUCAGAUGCAUAUUGCUUCACUUCGAAAUCAACUUCGUAGUCUCCUAGGGAGGAAACUACCUGAUGACAACUUCUUGGAUUCUGAUGAUUCUUUGGAAGCGGAUAAACGGUCCAUUGGGUCUUUGGCUCGAAAUGGUUUCUUGAACAAUGGCAAACGCUACGUCGGAUCUUUAGCACGCUCGGAUUCGCUACGUUCUCAAUUUGACACAAUUAAACGCAGCUUGGCUACUCUGGCCAAAAAUGGUCAGUUACCAUCUCGUGAGCCUGACUACAAUGACAGUGCACAGCAAUGGAGUGAAAAGCGAAAUCUAGGCUCCCUUGCUAGAUCUGGGUAUUUGGCAGGAAAAAGGAAUAUCGGCUCUUUGGCCAGGGACUUUCAACUACCAUCCUCUUCUACUGGCAAACGAAAUAUCGCUGCUCUGGCCAGAGACGGUUUGGUUCCUUCGCUAAAUCCUAAACGUAAUAUGGCAUCGUUAGCACGAACAGGUGCCUUCCCAGCAUAUAAACGUGAUUUUGGAAACAAUUAUUGGUCAGAUGACUGGAAUAGUAGUGAGGUUGACAAAAGGAACCUGGGAGCACUGAAAAAUUCGCCAGUACAUGGAAGUCGUCAGAAAAGGGAUAUCGGCUACGACCUUGAGAUCGCUGAUCCUGUCAUGCAAAAUGCUGGUUCGGUCGACUAUGAUGAGUUGCGAAACGCGAUAAACCAAUUCUACAAUUCAUACCUUGGAGUUAAUAACCAUGAAGAGAAGCGUUUCUUGGGCUCUGUAGCUCGAAGUGGAUGGUAUCAAUAUCGACCGAGUUCUGUUGAAAAACGUAAUCUUCAAUCGCUAGCACGCAACGGUAUGCUGCGCUCCGAUUUGGCACGGACGGAUUCUUCCUCCCACAAGAGCGACUUCGACAACCCAUCGUGGGAGAUUGUAGACGAUGCGACUCUGGCUCACGGUUACUCGGAAACACCCUUAGUUGGGGUGCACCCGGACUACAGAGCACCUGGGGCACACCACCACGACUCACAGCUCUACACUGGCGAAGUUUACGACGUACCGAACCUUAUUAUUAAUUCUAUUGAUGAUAGCAACAAUAAUAAACACAACAAUGACAAUUACUAUAGUAGUGUUAGGCAUCCUCUUGAUUUUCAAUUAAGGCAACUUGAAGAAGCUCAGCAACAACUAGAAUAUGGACUGCAGGAUCAGGAACAAGAUGAUAACGACAAUAAUCUUUUGGAAAAUUAUGUAUAUAACGUAGUAAACAAUAAUAGCCCUUAUGAUGAGAACGAAGAGAUUAACGAUAAACUUUAUGAAUUCAAUGUGAAUGCCAAUUAUUUGUAUUAACCGGUGUUGUGAUUUCGUCCUACUUUCAUGUAAAUUAUCAAAGUACUAAACAACCAUAUCUGAACCCCAACUUUAUCUUGCGGACAAAUACAAGAAACAUUUAAUCAUAUCAAGAAGUAAGUUCAUAUCUGAAAUCAUAUCUGAUGUAAAAGUGUAGUUAGGGAUGGGGAGUUGUUUGAUGAACUGAUAGAAUCUCAUUUUAUGAUGCUUCACCACUGCGAAUGGAUGGAAAUUAGAAUUUUCUCAUUUGUCCUUCUUAAAUUCCAUUUCCUUUUGAGACUAGACUUUGUAAAUAAGAAAAGGAAAAAUUUAGUUUAAUACUUCAACGCUCGGAACUUUAUAGAACGAACUCAAAAUUGCGGAAAAUUAUUUGAAAAUUCUGAUUAGAAUUUCUUUAUGCUAUUUAUAUUGAAAAUUAGAUGGGAUGUUUACUAAUCAACAACAAUUAACUUUUUCUGUCCAUUGCAUACUCCAACAUCAAUUUAAUUGAAUUGGAUUGAUCAGAAAAUUAAUUUAUAUUUUAGCACGUUCAAUGAGGAAAUCUGCACCAAAAGUAACUUUCCUGCAUUUUUAUGAAACUAAUUUAAUUUUUUUUCCUCAAACAACUUCUUGUCCGCUUUUUUGUUAAUUCUGUUCCAAUUAAUCUAUUUUUAUUCAAGUUUACAAUAUUUCCCCUAACCAUUACUCAUAAAUGCGUUUCUAUAAUUGUCACUAACUUGGCUGGCUUUGUGAUAAUUUUAUAAACGUAUUUUUGAAAAAAGAUACUUUAAUGGUACUCAAUCAGAUUAAAAGACAAUAAAUAGUUUUAAUACAAAUUAGGCUUUUAUUAUUCAUAUAGGUAUCACUUGUACCCUUUUACAUUAUAUACUUUCUCAAAAACUAUUUGAAAUACAAAAGAUGACAAUAAUAAUCAUCUCCGGUUGAAUAGUUGGUUCAACAAACUUACUCGCUUCCAAAAACUGUAUUUAUAAAUAUGCAUACGUACAUAUAUAUGGAUUUAAUUUAUCCGAGUGAAAGUUAUAUAGUAAUGCUGUGCACGACAAUUGAUUUUUAAUAUAAAUUGAUACCUUUUACAUAACAACAAUUCCGGAAUCUCAUUUUAAAUAGUCAAAACUAUAAGAAUCCUCUUUACAGUUAUUGCUAUAUUCUACAAAGGAAACUAAAUUAACAUCAACAAUUUUAAAAGUAUUAUAAACUAUGUACAUUAUCAACUUCCAGACUUCCUUUAGUGUCUUUAUCAGAAAGAAUACUUAAAGGUUUACAUACUAUAAAAAAAAUAACAUCUAAAAGUGACAAUAAUUUAUUCAAUGUUAAAUAUAUAUUUAAAAAUAAACUCAAAGUUGAUUCUUAAAUAAAGUUGAUAAAAUUGAGGAAAAAAAUUAUUUUGAAUUUGGAAUUAUAUAACUGCUAUAUUUUGGACAAUAAUAUUUACAUAAAAUAUAACAUAUACUUCAUAAAUGAUGAUAAUAUAAAUAAAUAUAGAGUAAAUCAAAGUAAAUUAUAACUUUCAUUCCUUGUAUUAAUAUAACAGAAGUUGUGAAAAAUAUACUUAUGGCAAACAUAACAUCAAUCAUAUGCAAUUAAAUAUUACACCAAUUUUCAUGAAUGAUUCAUUAACAUCUAUAUCAGAAUCUUUCAAGACUUCUCAAUGUCUAAAAUGUAUUUUAUUAAUUUAUUCAUUAUUAUAUUAAUUUGUCCCUUUGAAUGCUGACAUAUUUUAUAAUUUAGUUUAUAAUUAUUCAGUGGAGUUUCCAAAUAGUAUUAAACAUUACCUUUCCCUAAUACGAAAACAAAUUCUUUGCACUUUUCACUAAUAUUUUCACAUAUUUAUGGGAUAAUUUAAAGAAAAAUAAAGAUAUUUUGCUCUACUUGGUUAAC
Molecule: messenger RNA, 3736 nt
Organism: Hermetia illucens (black soldier fly)
Lineage: Eukaryota; Metazoa; Arthropoda; Insecta; Diptera; Stratiomyidae
Gene: Nplp1
Product: neuropeptide-like 1
Exons: 5
Coding region: 365-1858 (497 amino acids)
Source: RefSeq, a predicted model, not a curated record